AGGUAGAGGGAAAGCAGGUGCAAUCUCAGACUGGAACAGGAAAGUGUGACGAGGUCAGACAGAAAAACACAUUACAGCCAUGGGAGCAGGAUCCUUGACAUGGUUGAUGUUUGUAGUUGUUGCUCUGAAUGCAAUCGCUGCUGCAGCAGGACUGGCAUUAUUCGCAGUGGCUAUUUGGGUAGCAGCAGAUGGGUAUAAGCUCUACCCCAUAUCUGGUGUGUCGGGAAAAGAUGACAUCUUUGCUGGGGCCUGGAUUGCCAUUUUUACAGGCUUUGCCUUCUUCCUCACAUGCAUCUUUGGCAUCUUUGCCGCCCUGAAAAGGAGCCGUGCACUCAUGCUGGUGUACUUUCUCAUAAUGUUCAUCAUCUUUCUGUUUGAAUGCGCAUCUGCCAUCACAGCAGCAACCAACCGGGAUUAUCUGGUUGGGAACAGUAACUUUGUAAAGAAACAGAUGCUGCAAUAUUAUGGGCAAGACAGCAUACAAGGAAAGCAGAUUACACAGACAUGGAACAGAGUGAUGGAACAGGACGAGUGCUGUGGAGCAGACAGUCCACAAGACUGGAUAGUGUAUAACUCCACCUUGAAACAGAUGUAUCCUACAUACAACUGGCCCCUCAGCUGCUGCAAGAGACUGAGUACCUUUGACUUGCAAGAUCCAGAAGGCUGUAAGGUUGGCCGGACCGGCAUCCUAUUCACAAAGGGUUGCUUCAACUAUAUUGAAUCUGUGUUAAGCCAUUACACCUGGGCUGUGAGCUGGUACGGUUUCUCCGUUCUCAUAUUAGUGUUUUUCACAUUAGUGAUCGCUAUGAUCUACUUCAUGCAGCUGGAAUAACUACGGACAUUUGUUUUGUAAGAUUUGUUACUGCACAUUUGUAUUUAAAACUUACUUGACAAUGUUUCUGUUUAUCAAAUAAACAUGUGACUGUG
This is a messenger RNA of Sinocyclocheilus grahami, 927 nucleotides long. Its product is annotated as uroplakin-1a-like. Gene Ontology annotation, cellular component: plasma membrane. The record is from RefSeq and is a predicted model, not a curated record. The coding region runs from base 80 to 832 and encodes 250 amino acids. The transcript has 8 exons. NCBI's taxonomy places the organism in Eukaryota, Metazoa, Chordata, Actinopteri, Cypriniformes, Cyprinidae.